This is a messenger RNA of Prunus mume (Japanese apricot), 3099 nucleotides long. Lineage: Eukaryota; Viridiplantae; Streptophyta; Magnoliopsida; Rosales; Rosaceae. The record is from RefSeq and is a predicted model, not a curated record.
CAAAAAGAAUAUUCAAACAUGUUCAAACAUCCUACCAACCUUGUUUUUCCUCUCUUCUUAUUAUUUAGUAGUUCCUUGGCCGCGGCAGAAAACACAACAAUCCCGAUAAAUGUGGGUGUGGUUCUUGACUUGGAAACCAGGUUAGGGAAAAUGGGGAUGAGCUGCAUCGACAUGGCCCUCUCAGACUUCUAUUCCUCUCACGGUUACUACAGCACUAGGCUGAUCCUACACACUAGAGACUCCAUGAGUGACGUUGUUGUUGCAGCAGCUGCAGCUUUAGACUUAAUAAACAACGUUGAAGUGCAAGCCAUCAUAGGGCUAGAAUCAUCAAUGCAAGCCAGCUUUGUAAUUAGUCUUGGAGAUAAAGCUCAGGUGCCCAUCAUCUCAUUUACAGCAACAAGCCCUUCCCUUGGGGGUUCAUAUUUAUUCCGAAUUGCACAAAACGACUCAUCUCAAGUUGAAGCCAUCAGCACCAUCAUCCAAGCCUUUGGUUGGAGUGAAGCAGUUCUCAUCACCAUUGACAGCGAGUUCGGGUCACCUUACCUCACUACUGCCUUGCAAGCCGUUGGUGUUCGUAUACCAUAUUGGAGUGUUAUUUCUCCAAUGGCCACUGAUGAUCAAAUAUUGGUAGAGCUUUACAAGUUGAUGACAAUGCGAACCAGGGUCUUCAUAGUGCAUAUCUUGCCUUUGCUUGGCUUUCGGUUUUUCGCCAAGGCAAAGGAGUUUGGCAUGAUGGAUGAAGGCUAUGUAUGGAUAGUGACAAGUGGGAUGACCAACGUUUUUAGUUCCUCAAAUUUUUCUGUCAUGGAUAAUAUGCAAGGGGUGUUGGGUUUAAAGAUUUACGUUCCAAACACAAAAGAACUUGAAAAUUUUAGAGCUCGAUGGCAAAGGAAAUUCCAGCAAGACAAUCCAACUAUCACAGAUGAUAAAUUGAAUGUUUUUGGACUGUGGGCUUAUGAUGCUGCUUGGGCACUAGCCAUGGCAGUUGAGAAGGUUGCGGGUACGAACUUCAGCUUCCAAAAGAUGAACAUUUCUCCUAAUUCAACUUAUUUGGGAAGAUUGGAGGUCUCUCAAAGUGGUCCUCAACUUGCCCGAGAAAUAUCGCGUACAAGAUUCAAAGGGCUUUCAGGAGAUUUUGGCCUUAUUAAAGGCCAAUUACAAUCAUCAACUUUUCAGGUAAUUAAUAUGAACGACAAUGGGGAAAGAGGAGUUGGAUUUUGGACACCCCAAAAUGGACUUGUAAGAAAAUUAAAUUGGAACAACACAAGCACAUAUUCUACUUCUAAUGCCAAUCUUGGACCUAUUAUAUGGCCGGGAGAGACCAUGUCCACUCCGAAAGGUUGGGAGAUUCCUACUGGAAAUAUUUUAAGAGUCAUAGUGCCGGUGAACAUGGGAUUCAAAGAAUUAGUGAAUGUGACAUAUGAUCCUAGCAAUCACAUAACCAGUGUCACUGGUGGAUACUGCAUAGAUGUCUUUCAAGCUGUAAUAAGCGCACUACCAUAUCCUGUUCUUUACGAGUAUAUUCCCUUUGCAAUGCCUAAUGGAGAGAGCGCUGGCACUUACAAUGAGUUGGUAAAUCAAGUGUUUCUCGGGAAAUUUGAUGUUGCAGUUGGAGAUAUAAGUAUUAGAGCAAACAGAUCCUUGUAUGUUGACUUUACAUUGCCAUACACAGAUUCUGGGAUAUCAAUGAUUGUGCCUAUCAAAGACAACAAUAAUCCUAGAAACACAUGGGUGUUCUUGAAGCCUUUGACCUGGGACCUUUGGGUUACAAGCGGUUGUUUUUUCAUAUUCAUUGGUUUUGUGGUCUGGGUUCUUGAACAUCGGAUUAACGAAGACUUUCGCGGCCCUCCGCAUCACCAAAUUGGUACAAGUUUGUGGUUCUCCUUCUCAACCAUGGUUUUCGCACACCGGGAGAGAGUAGUAAGCAACUUGGCUAGGUUUGUAGUGAUGAUAUGGUGCUUUGUUGUCCUCAUACUGACUCAAAGUUAUACUGCCAGUUUAACAUCAUUUUUAACAGUCCAACAGCUCCAACCAACCGUCACCGAUGUAAACCUGCUCAUGAAGAAUGGAGACAAUGUUGGCUACCAAGUAAACUCUUUUGUUUAUGAGAUCUUGAAACAAGUAGGAUUUCAGGAGGACAAAUUGAAGGCCUUUAAUUCGACACAAUACUUGAACCAACUUUUUCAAGACGGGAAUGAAAAUCAUGGCAUUUCAGCUGCUUUUGGUGAAACUCCUUAUAUGAAACUUUUUCAUGCAACUUACUGCUCAAAUUAUAGCAUGGUUGAGCCACCAGUUAAAGCUGACGGUUUUGCCUUUGUCUUCCAAAAAGGUUCACUUCUCACACGCGACGUUUCGAGGGCAAUCACUCUUGUACGUGAGGGAGAUGUCAUGAGGCACAUCGAGGACAAGUGGUUCAACAAAAAUGCAAGCUGUUCAGCAAACCUCAACACCGCGGCAGCCUUCACCAACAGUCUGACUCUUGGCCUUUACAGCUUUUGGGGCCUCUUCCUCAUUGCUGGGGUUGCUUCUUCGUUAGCUCUCGUCAUUUUUGUAGCGAUGUUCCUCUAUGAGAAUAUGCACACCUUGACAAGCUUUGAUUCAAAAGCCUCAUUAUGGAGAAGGAUUCUUGCGGUAUCAAGAGUAUUUGACCAAAAGGACCUCAAUACGCAUACUUUUAAGAAGAGCACACUGCAAGAGGCUGUUGUUCAUGGCAUAGGUGCGGUUGAAUCGUCACCGAACAUCAACUAUCCUCUAAGGUCAUCAAGCAAUUCAAUGUCAAACCCCACUGAAUCACACAUUGUUCUUGAAGAGCUGCGAACGCCUUCUACCGAGCGUGGCGAUCUGAAUCUCAAUGGUCAAGCAACCCAAGACGCUGAAUAUUCUAUUGAGUUGGCUUCCCCAAGUGAAAAAGGGACAUAUAACUAGUAAAAUAUAUUGCCCAAGAAAGCUAUUGAUUUGGACUAGAUGUAAAAUAUAACGGAUGGGUAGGCCUCUUUGACAUAUUCUGUUGUCAUAAUGUGUACUGUUCCCAUGUUUUUUUGUUUUAUGGCUAGUGUACAUGUACAUGUUAUACAUCACUCAAUAUCUUUCUAUCAGAAA